CCCAGUGUGUGUACAUUGUCCUUAACCAAUGAAUUCAUGUGUUUUGUGCAUAUUUAGUGAUUGUAGUUCUUAGGGGUGCAACUUUGAAAAUUCACGGUGCUUUAAAUGCAACGUUCAUAUCUCUUCUGUGUGAUUUAUGACCAAGACACUAUUAUAAGCAUUGUGUCCUGGAACAGAGCGUUUAGUGAAACUUGGUUCCUUAACCAUAGGAUAAAGUUUUAUUGCUGUGCAUCUAGCAAGGUCUUCCUCGAGUCCUGGAGAAGUAUCAAGUAUCCUGCAUUCAGGCUAUAAAUCAAGACCACCAGCUAACGAAUUAAGGAUCUGCUGUACAGACUCGGAGCUGAGGGAAGAGGGAGGCCGAUGACUGAAUGUUUACAUAUAUUAUUCGGAGUAGCAUAGAGCACAUUGCCAAAUGUCGGAACUGACCUGAACCUGGAGAGGUAAAUAUACCCACAUCCAAUGGGAAACGUUGAAUACAAAUCCAUUGAGAAUAAACAAAGUCAAGUCAAAACAAUAGAGGAAUAGCGGAAAGUAAUCUCAUUUCCCACGGAAACAGAUACUAUUUUCUACAUAGUUGGGCGACAAAGAGAAGGAACCGUGAAAAUCUACAGCGUAUGCCAACAAAUAGAUCCACGUUCAUAUCUCAACAUAUACGGAAAAUUGGAAAACUCGUAACCACUCGAGAACUACAACAGGAUAAUGCCGGCUGGUCGAGUGGCCGGUAAAGUUGGCUACUCCAACAGUUACUACAAUGAACGCUCCUACGUGGGUAUCAACGAAGAAAUCAUGUGGGUCAGUAUUGGGAUGGGUAUUGCGAUAGCCAUCCUUAUCAGUAUAGCUUUGUGCUAUAUUGCCCGUGAGAAAUGUCGCAAGCGUAGCCGAGAGUUUUACGUGACGGCAUAGCUGGUCGUCUACUCGCCUGUCGAAGCCCGCUACCAUACGCCCGUAUUGAUGCCAAAUGCCCUAAAUCAGGGAUGGUCCAUACAAGCGGUUGACAUGCAGAAUUUCGUCAUAAAUACAGCUGCCAUGUUGACGGUGAAACGUGCCUGGGGCUAAUCACAUCAUGUCACCCUGCCCCAGGCCAACGAGGAUGUGCAGCAAUGACGUAGGUUGGCAGGCAAUUGCAUGGAAAUCGUACGUGAGGCAAUAUAUCUUCGAAAUUAUGGAAUUUAUAAUAAGUGCUAAGUGAAAUACAUUAAAAUGCUGAUCAAUUGUGUGGUUGUUUCGGGGGUGAAUGAGAGAAGUUUGUGAUAUGAAAUGC
Molecule: messenger RNA, 1261 nt
Organism: Hermetia illucens (black soldier fly)
Lineage: Eukaryota; Metazoa; Arthropoda; Insecta; Diptera; Stratiomyidae
Exons: 3
Coding region: 700-903 (67 amino acids)
Source: RefSeq, a predicted model, not a curated record